Pan troglodytes (chimpanzee) is the source of this 3863-nucleotide messenger RNA. RefSeq names its product envoplakin-like. The record is from RefSeq and is a predicted model, not a curated record. Gene Ontology annotation, molecular function: structural molecule activity; cadherin binding. NCBI's taxonomy places the organism in Eukaryota, Metazoa, Chordata, Mammalia, Primates, Hominidae. Gene Ontology annotation, cellular component: cytoplasm; intermediate filament; membrane. Gene Ontology annotation, biological process: intermediate filament cytoskeleton organization; wound healing.
UGUGGGUGCAUGCGCGGCAGGCCUGGGGCCUGGCCGCCUGCUGCCUCACCUGCAAGGAGGGGCCUCCCAGAAACUCCCUUCCCCAGUGCCCAGCCGCCCCACCUUGCCAGACUUAGGUGACCAGCCAGCAAGGAUGCCCGCUGCCUCCCACCUGCCCUCCUGCCCUCCAUCGCCAGCCAAGCCCAACCUGAGCCAGCACCUGCCUUUAACGACCAAGUUCAAGGGGCUGAGCAAAGGCUCCCAGGGGAAGGGGUCCCCCAAGGGUUCCCCAGCCAAGGGGUCCCCCAAAGGCUCCCCCAGCAAGCACAGCCGGGCUGCCACCCAGGAGCUGGCCCUGCUCAUCUCCCGCAUGCAAGCCAACCCCGACCAGGUGGAGCGGGACAUCCUGGAGACGCAGAAGAGGCUGCAGCAGGACCGGCUGAACAGUGAGCAGAGCCAGGCCCUGCAGCACCAGCAGGAGACGGGCGGCAGCCUGAAGGAGGCCGAGGUGCUGCUCAAGGACCUCUUCCUGGACGAGGACGAGGCCCGGCGGCUCAAGCACCCGCAGGCUGAGGAGACUGAGAAGGACAUCGAGCAGCUGCACGAGCAGGUGACCCAGGAGUGUGCCGAGUACCGUGCCCUGUACGAGAAGAUGGUGCUGCCGCCAGACGUGGGAUCCAGGGUCAACUGGGCACACGUGCUGGAGCAGAAACAGAAGCAGGUCUGCGCAGGCCAGUACGGGCCGGGCAUGGCGGAGCUGGAGGAACAGAUCGCGGAGCUCAACAUCCUGCAGAACGAGAUCGACGACCAAGGAGAGCAGCUGGGGAGCCUCGUGGGGCCGGAUGCAACCACCAUCCGGAGCCAAUACCGAGACCUACUGAAGGCGGCGUCGUGGCGCGGGCAGAGCCUGGUCAGCCUGUACACGCACCUGCAGGGCUGCACGCGGCAGCUGAGCGCCCUGGCGGAGCAGCAGUGCCGCAUCCUGCAGCAGGACUGGAGCGACCUCAUGGCCGACCCUGCGGGCGUGCGGCGGGAGUACGAGGUCGACUUCAAGCAGCACGAGCUGCUGAGCCAGGAGCAGAGCGUAAACCAGCUGGAGGACGACGGCGAGCACAUGGUGGAGCUGCGGCACCCCGCGAUGGGGCCCAUCCAGGCCCACCAGGAGGCCCUGAAGAUGGAGUGGCAGAACUUCCUGAACCUGUGUAUCUGCCAGGAGACCCAGCUGCAGCACGUGGAGGACUACAGCCGCUUUCCAGAAGAGGCCGACUCAGUCAGCCAGACCCUGGAGAAGCUCAACUCCAACUUGGAUGCCAAGUCCAGCCCUGCACCUAGGGGCCCCCCUGGCACCCCCACAGAGCUGCUGCAACAGCUGGAGGCAGAGGAGAAACAGCUGGCCAUCACUGAGAGGGCCACUGGGGACCUGCAGCGGCGAAGCCGGGAUGUGGUCCCCCUGCCACAGCGAAAAAACCUGCCUUAGCAGCCCCUGCACGUGGACAGCAUCUGUGACUGGGACCCAGGAGAAGUGCAGCUGCUGCGGGGUGAGCGGUAUAAGCUGAUAGAUAACACUGACCCGCACACCUGGGUCGUGCAGGGCCCUGGUGGGGAGAACAAGUGUGCUUCUGCCGCCUGCUUCUACAUCCCAGCACCAUACCCUGAUGCCGUGGCCAGUGCCUCCCGGCUGGCCUCGGAGCUGCAGGCCCUGAAGCAGAAAUGGGCCACAGUCCAGAGCCGCCUGAAGGCCAGCACUGUGGAGUCUGUUCAGCCCAGCCAGCAGGCUGCAUCUGGCUUGGCCCUGGCCAACCCACAGGCCCAGAAGCUCCUGACACAGAUGACCCGGCUGGAUGGAGACCUGGGACAGAUAGAGAGGCAGGUGCUGGCCUGGGCACGGGCCCAGCUGAGCCGCACCACGCCCCUGGAGGACCUGGAGGGCCACAUCCACAGCCACGAGAGCCCAGACUGUGAACUUGCACUCCCUGGAGGAAUGGCUGAUUCCAAGUGUGGGGAAAAUGUAAAAGAUAAGCAGAGAACAGCAGUUUCCUUAUUUUGCUCUCUCGUCCAACACCAGACAACGUGCUCGUCAAAAGGACUCAGAACCCAAUAUGAAGACGCACCCAGCAUUCAACGAAGGGAAAAAAUGAGCAUCAAUAAAAAUAACGGCCAGGUGCGGUGGCUCACGCCUAUAAUCCCAACACUUUGGGAGGCAGAGGCAGGUGGAUUGCUUUUGAGCUCAGGAUUUGAAGACCAGCCUGGUGAACAUGGCAAAACCCUGUCUCUACCAGAAACACAAAAAUUAGCUGGGCGUGGUGGUGUACCUGUGGUCCCAGCUACUCAAGAGGGUGAGGUGGGAGGAUUGCUGGAGGCCGGGAAGUCAAGGCUGCAGUGGGCAGAGAUUAUACCACUGCACUACAGCUUGGGUGACAGAGUAAGACCCUGCCUCAAAACAAUAAAUGAAUAAAUAAAAAUAAAAAUAACUGCAAUCAAAUGAAACACAAAUAUGUUAAAACGUGUAAGUUCAUAAUAUACUAAAAAAGAAAAAACACACACACAAAGUUCAUUGGUCAAUUUUGGAAGAUGCUAGGGAACUAAUUCAUUAUUUUGAAAACUAGGAAAGAAUCAAACAUACAUCCUGCCUUUCCUGUAUGAACUAUACCUUGUGUAACUAACUGUUCAAAGAGUUUCUCUUUAUGAAAGAAUUCCAGCUAACAAAGAAAGAAGAAAUAACAGAAUAAAACCAUUUCACAAACACCUGAUGAAAUUAUAAAAGUAGGCCAGAGUUUCUCAACCUCAGGGCUACUGACAUUUUAGGCCUAUUAAUACUUUGCUGUAGGGGGCUGUGCUGUGCUGACUCUUACCCCUGAAGGUACCUAUAGCAUUCCCUCCCCCAAGUUGUGACAAUCAGUGUGUCUCCAGACAUUGCCAAAUUACCCUGGUAGUGAAAUGCUGACACAGGCAAUGAUCAGUGACCACUAACAUCACUAAACACACACACACACACAACUACACAUUAUGCCUCCUGAUCAAAGCAUAUGCAAUACCGAGAGUUUAAUCUGAAUCAAAUCAACCACCUAAAUUUAACUACCAGUUUUUGGAAAUUCAGGGAACAGAUGAACAUGGGCAAUGACACCUAUGGGGAUAAUAUCAGCAAAAUCAAAAUUUGAGAAUUCUACAGGACAAAUGACCCAGUUUCUUCAAUAAAUCAUUAGGGGAAUCUAUAAAUGAAAAGAGACUUAAGAGACAUAGUAAUCAAACUAUAUACAGACCUUGAUUAGAUCCUUACAAACAGGAGAAAAAAAAAAAGAAUGGAACAACAACAACAAAAAAACUAGGGGGGGCAACACAGGGAGACCUCAUCUCUAGAAAAAUUCAAAAAAUUAGCUGGGUGUGGUGAUGCACCCCUGUGGUCCCAGCUAUAUGGGAGGAUCCCUUGAGCCUGGGAGGUUGAGGCUGCCAUGAGCCACUAUCAUGCCACUGCACUCCAGCCUGGGCAACACAGAAAGACCCUAUCUCAAAAAAAAAAAACUGGGGAAACUCAACUUCUUAGGUGUGAUGGUGGGAUGGCAGUUAUGUUUAAACAAGAUGACCUAAUCAUUUUUAAGCUGUGCAGUAGGUGUAUGACAGUCAUCCUCCUUACAAUUGUUUGUUGUUUUUUAAAGUGGGUCACAUUAUGCUCCAUGACCAAAAAAUAAUCACUAUCAUCCUCCUCCUCCUCCUCCACCUACAUCCCAAGGAAUGGAAAAAGAAACUGUUUUCUCAGAUUCUGAAGUGGGAGAAAGACAAUAACUAACACACUAACUCAUUUACUUAUAAACAUAUUGUUAUGGAUUGAAUCGUGUGCCUUACCCACCCCCCAAAAAAUUUCAUAUGUUGAAACUCUAACCUCUAGU